UUGAGGCACAGUUGAGGGAGUAAGCUGUGCUCUACUUCUCUUUAGUUCUAGAUUACUAGUGUGUAAUAUCGUUGAUUUGAGUAGAUUAUUCUACAGGAGGAUAGAGUCUGGCUUAGUUGAUCAGAGGAGUGCGUAGUAGUCGUGAAUAUUUGUGUAUUAUAGUGUGAGAAAGCCUGGGAAAACCGUGGAAUACCAGUCCCUUGACACGGCUCCUCCCACCACUACUUUGAGCUGGAAAGGAUGGUGAGGUAAGGAGGCGACAUGUCGGCACUCUCGACGCGAGAGGACGCCCUCCGUCAGUUCGAGACUGGUCGCAUCCAGCACCUCCGGGAGGAACGUCUUGGUAUACAGAAGAAAACCUUCACAAAAUGGAUGAACUCCUUUCUCAUCAAGGCGCGGCUGGAGGUGAUGGACCUGUUCACCGAUCUGGCGGAUGGCAAGAUGCUUCUCAAACUGCUCGAGAUCAUCUCGGGCGAGAAGCUGGGCAAGCCCAACAACGGCAGGAUGCGCGUUCACAAGAUUGAAAAUGUUAACAAGUCUCUGGCCUUUCUCCACACUAAGGUGCGGCUGGAGAGCAUAGGAGCUGAGGAUAUAGUGGAUGGUAAUCCACGUCUCAUACUUGGUCUCAUAUGGACCAUCAUUCUGCGCUUCCAGAUCCAGGAGAUUGAAAUUGAUGUGGAUGAAGAAAAUGAAAGUAGUGAGAAGAAAUCUGCCAAAGAUGCAUUGUUGCUAUGGUGUCAAAGGAAAACUGCUGGCUACAGAGGAGUUAGUAUUGAGGAUUUCUCGAGAUCGUGGAGGGAUGGCUUGGGUUUCAAUGCUCUUAUUCAUGCUCAUCGACCAGAUAUAAUCGAUUACAAUGCCUUGAUACCAAAGAAUCACAUUGAUAACCUCAAUAAUGCCUUUGAUGUGGCCCAUAAUGAACUGGGUAUUGCCAAGAUUCUUGAUGCUGAAGAUGUGGACACAAGCAAACCUGAUGAGAAAUCAAUUAUCACGUACGUUGCAUCCUACUAUCACACGUUCGCUCGUAUGAAGAAUGAGUUGAAGGGAUCCAAGAGAAUUGCCAAUAUAAUGAACCAAAUGAAAGAUGUAGAUGACUGUAAAUCUAAGUAUGAGAAGAUCACCACCACACUACUGGAGUGGAUCAUCAUGAAGAUUGACCUUGAUAGCAGAAAGUUUCCCAACUCCCUUGAUGGCAUCCAGAAGUUACUCAUCCACUUCAAAAAAUAUAGAACAGAGGAGAAGCCACCCAAAUACAAAGAGAGAAGUGAAAUAGAAGCACUGUUCUUCUCCAUUAAUGCAAGCCUUAAAGCUCUGAACCAGCCUGCAUACAUACCUAAAGAUGGCCAGUUGGUUCAUGACAUUGAGCGAGAGUGGAAUAACCUGGAAAAGGCUGAGCAUCGCCGGGAAGUAGCCCUCAGGGAUGAGCUGCUUAGACAAGAAAGACUUGAACAACUUGCUUAUAAAUUUGACAAAAAGAGUGUUCUUCGAAAAGGCUACUUAGAGGAAAUGAUUCAGGUGUUGAGUGAUCCACGGUAUGGUAGCAACUUGGCACAGGUGGAAGCUACAGUCAAAAAACACGAGGCCAUCAGCGCAGAUAUUCUAGCUCGACAAGAGCGAUUUGAAGAUUUAACUAAAAUGGCUGAUGAGCUUGAUCUUGAAAACUAUCAUGGUAAGGUAGCCAUUCGUAAGAAGGAGAAAGAUAUACUGAAAAAGUGGAGCGAACUUCUAGAUCUUCUCAAUAAGCACAAGAUCCAUCUUCAGAACUGUUGUAUCCUUGUUGGCAUCAUGAGGGAAGUGGAUACCAUUACUGCUUCAAUCAAGGAAUUGGAAGUUAACUUCUGUUCUGAUGAUGUUGGGCGGCACUUGCUUGCAGUAGAGGAUUUACUCCAGAAACAUUCAUUAAUGGAGUCUCAAGUACAUUCAAUGGGAGAAACAAUUAAGCGCCUAAAUAAGCAAGGUGAAGCAUGUAUGAGCUCAGUACAUAAGGAUGCACCAUUGCUGCAGAAAAGGCUGCUAGAGCUCAACCAAGGGCAACAAGCACUUUUAAAGAAGGCUGCAGAACGACGCUUGAAAUUGGAGGAGGCUCGAGAUCUUUUUCAAUUUGAAGUGGAUAUGGAAGAGGAGGAAGCUUGGGUUAUUGAAAAACAGAGGAUUUGUCAGGCAGGAGUAACUGCGAAAGACAUUAGAGCAGUCAUCUCGCUUCAGCAAAAACACAAGGCUUUAGAAGAUGAGAUGCGUGCCCGUCGUCCCAAGGCAGAGAAAGUUAUGAGAUCGGGUGAAACACUCUUCAAAGCUGGUCAUCCUGAUGCUAAGGCCAUCAGUGAACGCAUUGCUGCUCUGAAAGAGAAAUGGCGGCGCCUAGAUCAGUAUGCAAGUGACCGACGGAAACAGCUUGAAAAUGCAGCGGAAGCUUGCUUGUUUAAUGCAGAUGCCAAUGAGGCAGAGUCGUGGAUCAAGGAGAAGCUGCCUCUGUGCCAGUCCAAGGACUACGGUGAGGAUGAACCAAGUGGUCUGGCCCUGCUGCAGCUACACACUCGACUUGAAGGAGAAAUCAAGGCCUACGAAGGGGACAUAAAGGCAGUUAAUAACCAAGGACAAAAACUUAUUAAUUCAGGAAUCUCUGCAUUAAAUCUCACAUCCCAGCAGCAGAACAUUGGAGAGGAGGAGGAGUACGAGUGGGUAGAUGAAGUGAAGAUGGUACCACAGGAAGUUUUGGUAGAGGAAGUCGUGGAAAAAAUAGAAGAGGUGACUGUUACUGAACAGAGAGAGUUACCCACUGUCAUUGCUAGAUACUCCUUCCAAGGUCAAGGCAUGCAUAUGGUGAAAGGCGAGAUGAUGUUCCUGAUCAAUAAAACAAAUCGAGAUUGGUGGAAUGUACGUAAAAAUACUGGUGAAGAAGGUUUUGUUCCUGCUAAUUAUGUUAGGGAGAGUGAACCCAAGAAAAUUAAUGUUCGGGUUAAAAAGGAAGUUAAGGUUCCUGAGAAGAGAAUGGUGCCAAAAACCAGGAUGGUAAAGAAAACUGAAAGGGUCAAGAAGAGGAAACCUAGAGCCCCUCCUCGAAAUAAAAGAUUUGAAGAACCAGAAACUGUUGAAAAACGUUUGCAGUCCAUUAAUUCAACCUACGGAAAUUUGUGUGAACUUGCUCAAAAGCGACACUUGUAUCUGGAAGAAUCUAUUAAACUUUUCUCAUUCCUGAGUGAGUGCCAAGGUUUUGAAACCUGGAUGAGGGAAAAAGAAAAGCUACUUAAAAUGGAUGAGAAGGGUGAUGAUGUAGAGACAGCAAAGCAGAAAUUUGAAAAGUUCCUCACAGACUUGUCAGCCGCAAGCAGGAGGAUUGAAAUAAUUGAUAAGAUGGUUCAGGACUUUGAAGCCACUGGACAUAGUCAACUGGAAAAGAUUAAAGUUCGCCAAAAGCAAAUUCAUGAUCAAUGGGCUCACCUUAAUCGUCUGAAGCAGCAAAAAGAACGUAGUCUGGAGGGAGCAUCCAGUGUAGAACUAUUCCAUCGCACUUGUGAUGAGACGAGGGACUGGAUGGUGGAGAAGAUGGAAAAGCUGGACACCGAUGAAUUGGGUCGAGACCUAAAAACUGUACAGUCUCUCCAGCGCAAGCAUGAUCAGUUGGAGAGGGAAUUAGCACCAGUGGAAGAGAAGGUACGUCGUGUCAACCUUCUUGCUGAUUCUGUAAAAGCAUCAUAUCCCCGAGAAAGACAUGCUGUAGAAGCAAGACAAGAAGAAGUGCAACAGUAUUGGGGUCAGCUGAAGGGUAAAGCUGUAGAAAGAAGGAACAGACUUGAGGAAGCUGUUGGCCAGCAGAUCUUCCUUAACUCGGCUAAGAGUCUUCUAAACUGGGUUGGUGAUGUUAAAAAUGCUCUGAAUUCUGAUGAGCCUGCUCGUGAUGUUACGACUGCAGAACAUCUUCUCAAGAGUCACCAAGAUCUUGGAGAUGACAUCAGAGCUCACCAAGAUGAAUUCACCGAGCUCGGCCAGCUUGGAGAGAAGCUUGUCAGAAGGAAUCCUGACUUCAGUGAAGUGCAAGAAAAGAUGGCAUUACUGGGGGAAGAACAGCGAGCUAUUCACCGGGGUUGGCAAGAGAAGGGUGAUUGGUUGAGGCAGUGUAUGGAUCUUCAACUCUUUAAUAGAGAAGCUGACCAAAUUGAUGCUGCAACAAGUUCUCAUGAAACUUUCCUAGACUACAAUGAUCUUGGGGGCACCUUGGAUGAUGUUGAAGCACUAAUGAAGCAUCAUGAUGACUUUGAGAAUACUCUGAUGGCACAAGAUGAAAGACUGAAAACAUUUAGUGAAAUGGCAGAUAAACUAAUUGCAGCAGAGCAUUAUGAUGCCACGUACAUAAAUGAACGCAGGGAUCAGGUACGUGACAGACGAGCUGCAGUAAAGGACCGUGCUCAAGCUAGACGGGAGCAGCUGAAUGGUUCUAUUGCCUAUCAGCAGUUUAAGGCAGAUGCAGAUGACUUUGAUAAGUGGAUAACAGAUAAAAAGAAGAUGGCAGAUGAUGAAUCAUACAGAGACCUCAGUAACUUAGAGAGAAAAAUGCAAAAGCACGAAGCAUUUGAGAGGGAGCUUCAUGCCAAUGAAGGUCAGCUGCGACGUCUCAACAAAACUGGUCAAGAUUUGAUAGGCAUGAAGCACUAUCAGUCUGAUGACAUUAAGAACACUUUAGAUGACCUCAAUCAGAAAUGGAAAGAUCUUUGUUCCAAGACUGAAGAGAAAGGGAUGAAGCUUAACCAAGCCAGUAACCAACAUGGAUACAAUAAGAAUUUGGAAGAAACUGAAAAAAACUUGGAUGCUCUGGAAACUGCUCUUAAAAAUAAAGAUGUAGGCUCAGAUCUUCGUUCAUGCAAGGAUCUCAUGAAUAAACAGCAGAAUUUAGAAAAUGAUAUGCAUACUAUGGAGAGAAAGAUAAGCGAAAUGUGUGCUGUUGGUGAUCAAAUGGUGCAAGAUGGCCACUUUGAUGCAGACAGUAUCAAAGCAUCCUGUGGAUCUGCAAAGAAUAGAUUUAACAAGUUGAAGGACCCGGCAGCCAGGCGUCGUGCAGCCCUUGAAGAGUCACUCAGAUGGCACGAGUUCAACUUUGAGCUUGAUGCUGAAAUGCAGUGGAUCAAGGAACACAUGCCACUAGCCACAUCAAAAGUACUUGGACAAAAUCUUCAUGAAGCUCAAACCCUAAACAAGAAGCAUGUUAAAUUGAAAGCUGAAAUCCAAGGUCAUCAGCCCCAGAUUACAAAGACUCUGGUGAAGGGCAAUAAACUGACAGAAGAGAAUCACCCAGAAAAAACAAUGAUUAAGAGUCGAUGUGCUGAAUUAAGCGUGGCAUGGGAUGACCUUAUCGCAGAGGCUGAUGAACGCAGCAGAAAAUUGGAACUAAAUCUGAAGGCGCAGCAAUAUUUCUUUGAGGUUGCAGAAAUUGAAGCAUGGAUGAGUGAAAAGAGAAACAUCUUGCAGACCAAAGAUUAUGGCAAGGAUGAAGAUGUGGCAAGAAAACUUCUAACAAAGCAUAAGGCUUUGGAGUUGGAAAUUGACACAUACAGUGGAAUUGUUAAAGAGAUGGGAACAAUGGCUGACUCAAUGAUAAAAUCUAGUCACCCAGAAUCUAAAUUGAUAAAGGACAGACAACAGGUGCUAAAUCAGGAAUUGAAAGACUUGCAGAAAUUAUCAGCAAAUCUUCGACAGAAGCUAAUGGAGUCAAUGUACCGUCAUGAAUAUUUUCGGGAAGCUGAGGACCUUGAGAAGUGGAUAAAUGAACAGAUGCAAACUGCAACCUCUGAAGAUUUUGGCCAGGACUAUGAGCAUCUAUUGCUCCUUCAGGCCAAGUUUGACGACUUUAAACAUCGUGUUGAGGCUGGGUCAGAACGUUUCAAUCAGUGUGAUGAACUGGCCAAGAAACUUAUAGCGAAUGAAAGCCCUUAUGCAACUGAAAUAGAAAGAAAACAGGAACAGUUAAGUAAGGGAAGCCCGUCUUCUUCUCCCACUAAAAGCCAAGAUCCAGCCACCCAGGUGACUGCCUACCACAAAAAAGUGCGGGCAGCAUGGAAUAGUCUUCUAGAGCAUAUAGAAGCCAGAGACCAAAAGUUGGAAGCAGCAGGUGAAAUUCACCGCUUUAAUAGAGAUGUUGCUGAGGCAUUAGCACGAAUCCAAGAGAAGUACAAAUCAAUUUCAGAAGAUCUUGGUCGUGAUGUUAACUCGGUACAAUCACUUCUCAGGAAGCAUGAAGGCUUUGAAAAUGAUUUAGUUGCCUUGGAAGCACAGUUACAGGUGCUGGUUGAUGACUCUGCAAGACUUCAGUCAACAUACCCAGGCAGUAAUGCUGAACAUAUAGCUGAGCAACAAACUCUAGUGGUUGACAACUGGAAUAUGCUUCAAGAGCGUGCCUCUAGAAGGAAAGAGCAGCUUCAUGCUGCAGCUGAUCUUCAGAGAUUCUUGGCUGAUUCACGUGACCUGAUCAGCUGGUCAAGUGACUUAAGAACUACCAUGAAAGCUGAGGAGAAAGUAAGAGAUGCAGCAAGUGCUCAGGGUCUGAAAACUGAGCAUGAACGCAUUAAGGCAGAAAUUGAGGCACGAGAGGACGAGUUCAGCAAAGUGGUUGAGGCUGGCGGUAAUAUGGUUGAAGAUCGGCACUACGCAAGUUCUGAAGUUGAGGAGAGAGUGAACAAGGUUCUUGAGGAGAGAAACAAACUACAUGCAGCAUGGCAACACAAGAAAGUUUAUCUUGAUCAAUUGAUUGACCUGCAAUUCUUCUUAAGAGAUGCCAAACAGCUAGACACCAUCAGUAGUACACAGGAAGCUGCUCUCUCAUCUGCUGAUUUUGGAACCACUAUUGAAGAGGUGGAUGCCCAGGUAAAGAAGCAUGAUGCCUUUGAGAAACUGGUUUAUGCUCAAGAUGAGAAGUUAGAAACCUUGAAAAACCAUGGAUCGAAACUUGUUGAGCAGAAUCACUUCGACUCUCCUCACAUUAAGAAGCGCAUUGAUGAGGUGGUGAUGAGAAGGGCAAGAGUCAAGGAGAGUACCAAGGCUCGCAAAAGGCAGUUAAAAGAUGCUCAUCUUUACGCACAAUUUAUUAGAGAUGUUGGGGAUGCAAACAUGUGGAUUGAUGAGAAAGCUAAUCACUUGGAUGCAGAACGUCUUAAAGGAGAAGUCACAAGCUUUGAAGAUAAAGUAAGGAAACUUCAGAAACAUCAGGCAUUCAUGGCUGAGCUUCAGGCUCAUGAGUGCAGCAUAAAAGAAAUAACAGAAAAAGGUUCUUUGUUGGUAAAUCAAAAGCACAAGUCAUCAGCACAGGUGAAAGAUGAAGUUGAUCAGUUGGUUGAGCGGUGGACGCAGCUUGUGUUGGAUGCGGAGAAUCACUCUCGUGGUCUAGAGGAAGCUCAGGAUAUCCUAGAGUUCAAUACACAAGUAGAAAAAGUAGAUGCAUGGAUUAGAGACAAGGAAAUGAUGGUACAAGUAGGAGAUCUCGGGAAGGACUAUGAGCACUGUAUGGCUCUUCACCGUAAGCUAGAUGAUGUAGAUUCUGAUAUGCGUGUGGAUGAUGCACGUUUCACAAAAAUCAACAGACUGGCAGAUAAGAUCAUCAGGCAAGGGUGUGGUGAUAAAGCUGUGCAACUAAGGAAGAAUGAGCUAAAUCACAAGUGGCAUGCACUUAAGGGAGCUAUUGAUAGAUACAGAUCUGACUUAGCAGGAGCUUUGGAAAUCCAUGCUUUUAACAGAGAUGUGGAUGACACUAAAGAUCGCAUUAGUGAAAAGGCUGUAAUCUUGGCAAAUGAAGACACGGGUAAGGAUCUUGCCCAGGUGGAGACAUUGCAACGAAAGCAAGAAACUAUAAUCCGUGACAUGUCAGCAAUUGAAAAGAAGAUAAAAGAGCAUGAAAAGGAUGCUUACAGUCUUUCAAAGAAAUAUCCAGACAAGAAAGAUGUAAUUCACAAGAAACAAGCUGAGGUAUUGGAAGCUUGGUCCAGGCUUUGUGAAGGGUCACAUGGAAGAAAGGAGAAACUCACCCUGUCAUACACCUUACACAAAUUCCACACAGACUUAAGAGAACUAGAGAGAUGGGGAGAAGAUAUUGUGAGUCGUAUGAAUGCAUCAGCAUUACCAAGCAAUACUGCAGAAGCAGAGAUGUUACUCCAGAGUCAUCAGGAAAGAAAGGCUGAAAUUGAUGGUAGAAAAGAAGUUUUUAAGGCCCUACAGCAUUAUGGAAAGAAGCUUGUUGAUGAUAACCAUUUUGCAAAGGAAAGUAUUCAGCGAGACCUUGAGACCUUAUCAGAGGUAGAGAACAAGGUUAUUGUCUUUUGGGCUGAGCGACAAAGAGUUUUAUCUCAGGCUCACCAGCUUCAAGUCUUCUUGGAAAUGACUGAACAAGCAAAUUCUUGGCUUGCUAGUAAGGAAGCCUUCCUCAAUAAUGAUGAUCUUGGGGAUUCAAUGGCAUCUGUAGAAGUUUUAAUAAAAAAACAUGAGAGUUUUGAGAAAACAUUUGAAGCUCAGGGAAACAAGAUAGAACAGUUGGAGACCUAUGCCAAAGAUCUUAUUGAAAAUGGUCAUUAUGAUAGUGAAGGGAUUCGUCAUCGCCUCAGAGUGGUGACAGACAAGAGAGAUGGUCUGAAGAACAAGUCUAAGUUACGGGCAAAGAAAUUGGUAGAGUCAAAGUCCUUACAGCAGUUCCUAAGAAAUAUUUAUGAGGUUGAAGGAUGGAUAUCUGAGAAGUUGCAAGUUGCUUGUGAUGAAAGCUACAGAGAUCCAACUAAUCUUCAGUCCAAGAUUCAGAAACAUGGAGCUUUUGAAGCAGAGGUGCUAGCCAACUCUGGGAGAGUUGCAGCUUGUACCCAUGAAGGUGAAGGACUCAUAACAAGUGGUCAUUAUGCUGAGCAAGAGAUUCAGGCUCGCUUGGAUGGUCUGGAAGCUUUAUGGAAGCAGUUACAAGAUUCAUCUCAGUUAAAGAAGGACAGAUUAAAUGAGGCAUAUCAGGCAUUACUCUUCAAUCGAACAUUGGACGACCUUGAAUCUUGGAUGGAUGACGUUGAGACCCAACUGCAGUCUGAGGAUCAUGGCCGUGAUCUAACUUCUGUGCAGAGCCUUAUGAAGAAGCAUCAGCAGCUUGAGGCAGAUGUUGCAGCUCAUCAGAGUGAAGUGGAUCAAGCCAGAGAAGUGGCCCAGUCCUUUGUUUUGGCUAAUCAUUUUAUGAGCGAGGAAAUUACGUUAAGAGUAGAAACGAUUACUAAAAGGCACAAUUCCUUACACGAACCAAUUCACAUACGGCAUGAAAAUUUGGAGGAUGCCAUGUUGCUGCAGCAGCUGCUGAGAGAUAUUGAAGAUGAAUUGUUGUGGGUAACAGAAAAGGAACCUUUGGCAUCUAGUCAGGACCUCGGUUCUUCACUUACAGCUGUGCAGAAUUUGCAGAAAAAGCACCAGGCACUAGAGGCAGAAAUACAGUCACAUGAACCAGUCAUCAAUAGUGUAAAUAACCGAUCACAGCAGAUGAUUAGAUCUGGUCACUUUGCAUCAGCAGAGAUAGAAACAAAGAUAAAGCUUUUGCUAUCAAAGUUAACACAGCUGAAGGACACCGCGAGCGUGAGGAGACUCAGGCUCCUUGAUGCUGUCGAGUCCCAAUUGUUUUAUACUGAGGCAGGUGAAGCAGAGGCCUGGAUGCAAGAGAAAAGGCCGCUGCUAUUGUCCCAAGACUUUGGAAAAGAUGAGACCUCUGUUGGAGCACUAACCAAAAAGUUAGAUAAUGUUGCACGUGACUUGGAAAGUUUUAAAUCACCUCUGGAAAAGCUCUCGUUACUGUGUGCAAAGCUUACAGAGAGAAGACACUUUGACAGUGAUAAUAUUUCCAAGAAAAUGAAUGAUGUGGAAAAGCAGUAUGCAGAUCUGAAAAUUUUGAUGGAAAAAAGAAUGAAGAGGCUAGAAGAGAGUCGAACAUUGUUUGCAUUCCUUAGAGAAAGUGAUGAAGUGAGUGAGUGGCUAAAUGAUCAGAUGGCUGUGGCAGCAAGUGAAGAUUACGGCAGGGACGUGGAGCAUGUGGAAAUCUUAAUCCAGAAGUUUGAGUCCUUCCUUAGUGCCCUGGCUUCAAAUGAAGAAAAAUUAAUUGGUAUAAAAGGGAAGGCCAAAACCCUGUUGGAGGAUGGGCAUCCAGAGCCAGCAAGAAUAAAGGAAAAGGUUGAAGAAUUGCAGCAAUUAUGGGAUGACUUGAAAGAAUUGGCUAAUGCAAGGCAAGAAGCCCUUGCUGGAGCUAAGCAGGUCCAUGUAUUUGAUCGAAAUGCAGACGAGACGAUCAGCUGGAUUGCAGAGAAGGAUGCUUUUAUAUCAUCAGAAGAUUAUGGCCAUGAUUUAGAAACUAUUCAAGGUUUAGCAAGGAAGCAUCAAGGCUUUGAGAGAGACUUAGCUGCAGUAAAGGAACAGGUGGAGUCUGUUGUUGAGGAAGCCAAGCGACUAGCUGAACUGUUUCCAGAUGCGAGAGAACAUAUUUCUGUCAAACACGAGGAAACUGUUGAAGCAUGGAAUGAUCUUCUUGACAAGUCUGCACAAAGAAAGGAUAAGCUGUAUCAAGCAGAGAAGCUACAGUCAUACUUUGAUGAUUACAGAGAAUUAAUGGCUUGGCUGAAUGAAAUUUUGGCUAAGAUUACAGCACCAGAGUUACCAAGAGAUGUGCCUGGUUCUGAAGCAGUAAUCUCAAGGCACAAGGAAUACAAGACUGAAAUUGAUGCCCGGGCUGAUGCUUUUGAUAAGUUCAGUGCAGCUGGUAAUGCACUCAUUGAUCAAGGUCAUUUCAUGGCAGAAGAAAUAGCUGAAAAGAUUGCAACCCUGGAGGCUCGUAGGAAGCUGCUCGUUGAAUCCUGGCACUCGAGAGAUACUAUAUAUGAACACAACUUUGACUUAAGGGUAUUUUUGCGGGACACUCAGGUAUUUGAAGCAUGGAUAGAAUCACGUGAAUCUAUAGUCAAGGAAGACCAAAUGGGCGAUUCUAUAACAGAGGUAGAAGAGCUGAUCAGGUGUCAUGAUGACUUCCUAAAAACAAUUGAUGCACAGGAGGAUAAGCUGGAUCCUAUUAAGAGAUUCACUUUAAUUGAAGGAGAAUUCCAGGCUCAGAAGAGACGUGAAGAGAAUGACAGGAAGGCAGAAGUAGCUAGAAGAGAACAGGAACGCAUGGAAAAUAUUAAACGUAAAGAGGUUCAACGAAUCACAGAUGAGCGACGGCGUGAAGAUGAAAGGCGCAGAACUCAGGAAAUAAAGUUUACUAAAGAGGAUAUGGAAAGAGUACGAUUGUCAAUGAAUGGAGAGUAUGCGAAGUCACCUUCUACGCGGGAACCGGAAUCUCAUUCUAGUUCCAGCUCUGAGGCAGCUGAGACAUCGAGCACUCCUGAGGUUCAUCCAAGGUACCGGAAGCGUUCAAGCUCUCUGGGAGAGGUUCUGAUAAGGAAAACUCUAGAAGUCCCUGAUGAAGAUGGUCUCUAUAGAUCUGGGUCACAGACAAGCCUGACGAGUCUUAAGAGAGGUAACAGCUUGCGCCAGGAUAUGUUACGAUCAAAUUCUCCUUUUAACAGAGGUGCUGAUAUCAAGAGAGCUGAAAGUAUGAAAGUUGAUUUGAAGAAAGCCAAACGUACUCCAAGCUUCACCACUCGACGCAGAACACAAAGCUUCCGUAAACACAAGCGUAUGGAAAACAUGGCCAACUUGCCACCUGUAGAAAUACAAGGAUAUCUCGAACGAAAGCAGGAAUUACAGAGUGGUGGAAAAAAGGCAACCAUCAGAUCUUGGAAACUCUUUUACACAGUACUCUGUGGACAGUUGUUGUGCUUCUUCAAGGAUGAGGAUGACUUCUAUGACCAAAAGGCUGCCUCGCCACCUAUUUCCAUACAUCAAGCUAAGAUUGAGAUAGCUGAUGAUUAUACCAAGAAGAAACAUGUUUUCAGAGUGAUUACCCGGGACAAUGCAGAGUAUCUUUUUGUUACGGAAUCUGAAGUAAACCUUGAAGAGUGGGUGACAAAAUUAGGAUUUCAUGCCCAGUUACCACCAUCAAUGCAACUUAUGUCAUAUGACAACCAUAAGGAAGGGGAGGUGGGCAGCGACAUGGUGGCAGUUCCUUCCCGUGACUCGGACAACUCAUCGGGUCACUCUACUCCUGAAGUUCAUCACCGCGGUGUUGUCAGCUCCCACCCACAGGGGGCAGGAGGUGGUUUAGAUCCAACUCGGCCACAUUCUCAGGCUCUUGACAAUCCUCUGUAUGCCAAUCUGGAGCAUAUGCAGGACAAGACCAAACCACCUGUGCCACCUCGAGGGAGUACAGGCAGCAACCGCUCUUCACGCUCUUCGUUAGAUGAAGGACCUAUCUAUCAAAAUCGUAUCUCCGUUGUUCCAUCUUAUGAGGUAACACCAUCAGAAAAUACCUACCAGAAUUACCCAUCAGACAGACCAAAUGGUCAUCGACGUGAGUCGUCAGAAAAUAUGAAUGGAGAUGACUUACCCCCACUGCCUAGAUCAGCCCCACCACUGGUCAUGGCCCGGCCCCCUGUACCACCCAGUCGGGCCAGGUAUGCUGAGCAGACGUGGGUGGGUGGGUUACAACAGCCCAGCAUGCCUCACCAUGGGGGUGGUCCUCACUACGGGCAGCAGAUGGGUCAUAUGGUUAGCCAUCACCAUCAGGUAGCCCAGCACAACACGGGUCAAGGGCCCCACUUCUCCCAGGUGUCACGUGUUUCUCAUCACCAGUAUGCGUACACCUCACAGGGUUCUACACAUCAACCAGACAUAACUGAUGGUGUUCCAGGCAGCCGACAGCCAUAUUCAGAGUACUCUUCACGCACCAUGUCUCUGCCCCAGGGUAGUAGUCUUCCUCCUGGUUCCUCUGUCAGCGUUACAACUAGUAGUGGACCCAUACCUUCCCACCGCUAUUCUGCAACUUUCGAUCGUCAAGGUCUUAGUGAAAGCUCCUCUGAGGGAGAUGUACCUGUUUCUACCAACAAAAAAGAGAAAGAAAAAAAAGGUUCUGUAUUUAAGUUCUUUGGUCGAAGAAAGGGUGCGCAAGUAUAGUUGUCAAUUACCAAAUAUUGUUUUGAAAUUAUAUCUUUUAUUAUAAAUAUUGUGCCACUUAGAAAUAUACUGUAAAUUUGAAAAAUAAGUUUUAAGGAGUGAAGUCAUACAAUUUUGACAUUAAAAAUGACAUGUUAAGGAUCUUUGAAAUACAUCACCCAAAGAUGGUACCUGAAUGGCUUACCAUGAUACGGCAUCACAUCAGUAAUUUUUGUCAUGAUAUCUUGCUUAAUGGUGUCUUUUAAUAGUCCCAAAGAGACACAUUAUUCAAGAUGAUUAUACAGAAGGAAACAGACUGAGUUGCAGGGUUUUUCAUUUAUUUUUGUGAUCAUGGAUUUAUGCUGCUUUAUAUUUUCUUAUGUGAAUGAAGGUUGCUUUUACAGUUUCACAGAAUAUUGCAGAUAUAAGCUUUGAGACAAAAAUGUGUAUUAGUGUCUUAUUUGAGUGCCUGAAAUAAAGAUUUUUCUUUAUGGCUAAUUAGGAAAAAAAAAUUCAGAUUGUUUAUUAUGGCUUCUUGAUAACUGUCAGAGUGAUUCAUAUUAAGUCUUCGCUUUCCAAUUCUAUAUUUGUAAAUAAUUAUAUAAAUACUGUAUUGUUAAAAGAAAAUUAUUUUGAGUGAAGUAUGUGUGGAAAUGGUAUGUUGCAAAUUGUAAUGUUGCUACUAUAAUGAUUAUUUAGA
Molecule: messenger RNA, 13711 nt
Organism: Cherax quadricarinatus
Lineage: Eukaryota; Metazoa; Arthropoda; Malacostraca; Decapoda; Parastacidae
Gene: kst
Product: spectrin beta chain, non-erythrocytic 5 kst
Biological process (GO): actin cytoskeleton organization
Cellular component (GO): cell junction; plasma membrane; cortical actin cytoskeleton
Molecular function (GO): actin filament binding; phospholipid binding
Source: RefSeq, a predicted model, not a curated record